AUGUAUCUAACUUUCAAACUUAAGCAUGCAAAUACGAUUAAUUGUGUAAAAAACCUGAUUGUCGCUUCAAACACUCUACUUUUAAUGGAAAAAGUCCUUCAUUCUAAGGAUUAUAAAAUCAGUUUCAAUAAAGACCUCAAUCAGGAAAUCACAGAAGAUAUAAUAAAACAUCAUAGAGUAACUGUAGUGGGAUGCCGAGAGUUCGGAGUUUCAAUAAAUGUCAAAUAACUUUAGAUUAACACAUAGGAUUAGCUUGAACAAUAAUUUAGCAAUAUGGCCAUCACUAAUAAUUCAGGAGGGUACUAAUGGUAUUAUAAAGUUUAUCAGAAUGAUGCAAAUUAUGUUAAUAGGCAUGAUAAAGUAAAUGAUUGGUUCCAACUUGAUGAUGAUCAAAAUGAAUAGAUUGAAUAUCACUACUAAGAUUGUUGCAAAAAGAAUACUUUUGGCACUAUGAAACCCAUUGUUGGAGAUCAAAAUAGAAUUAAAAAUGGAUUUGAAACCCAAUUCAAUUUUUCAAAUCAUAAAUCUAUUUAGCUGCAAUCUCUUUCAAUUAACUUAAGAGAAAAUAAAGUUCAAAAACUUCAUUGGUUGGAUUCAGAUAUCAUGUGUUUGGUAGUAGUCGAGAUACAUCUACAUGGUAUGAAUAAAAUAUCGAUUUAGGAACAAAAAGACAACUUCAUCGAAGAGUUACUGCUUAAAAUUAAAGUGUUUCAAAUGUAGCGAGCCCAUAAAUUGUUUAGUAGAGCAACCAAAUUUAAACUAUUAAAAAAAUAUACUAAGUUACUGAACCCCUAGAAUCAUGGUGCCACUAUAGUAUUAAAGCAUUACCCAAACUGUAUUAGCAAUAGAGUAUUGAUGAAAGAAUUAGAAUAUAUAGCUACCAAUUUAUUCAACACUUAGUUUGAGGUGAAUGCAAAUCUCAUAAAAAUUAAAGGCCAAAGAUAUUAUGAAGCGAAAUAAAGAAUUGAAAAAAUCCUUGAAUUUGCAGAAAAGUAUAAUGUUCCACCAACAUGGGAAAAUUUCUCUUAAAUGAAAGACACAAAUAAUCUAAUCGUAUAAUCAGUUAAUAGAAAUUCACAAGAAUGGAGAAAUAUUGAAUAAUAGUUCAAAUAAACGAUGCAAGCGUACACUGUUUAAGACAUUUAGAGAAUUUAAAAUAAGAGACUCUGGAGAGUAUUCACUGUUGAAAAUCAAGAUGUAGCUGAAAGAAAUGGCCAAAAUACGGCUGCUACUCUUAUGCUCUAUCAUGGUUCAGGUAAAACUGAUCCAAAAUUAAUUUAUGAUGGUGAAGAGGGCUUUGACAUGCGAUUUUCAAAUACUGGAAUGUGGGGUUAAGCAUGCUACUUUGCUUAAAAUGCUUCAUAUAGUGAUAAUGGCUAUAGAUAUGAAGCUCCUAAUCAAACAUUCCAAAUGUUCUUUGCUAGAGUUACAGUUGGAUAGUUUGCAACACUUGGACCAGAUACGACGCUUAAGAUGCCACCUCUUCUGCCUCAAACUUAAUCAAAACGGUAUGAUAGUGUUUAGGGAAACACUCGUGGAUCAAAUGUUUACAUGAUAUAUGCAAAUAAAAAGGCCUACCCAGAAUAUCUAAUAACAUACAAAAAUACUAGUUGA
This is a messenger RNA of Stylonychia lemnae, 1614 nucleotides long. The record is from the annotation of a GenBank genome assembly. Lineage: Eukaryota; Ciliophora; Spirotrichea; Sporadotrichida; Oxytrichidae.